AUGUCAAUAUUCGCGUCUAAACAGAAUGGGCAGUCCUCCGACAACGGUAGCAGCAGUAAUGGUAGUAGUUGUUGCGAUGUUUGUGGUUCUGGUGCUCAGUCUACACCUACUUGGCCACCACCUCCAACGUUCGCACAGUAUCUCAAUGGUGGCGCUGGGAGCCUCGACAUUCGAACGGAAUCUUCAGAAUUCUCACUCUCCAGGUCAUUAAAUGCCCUUUUACCACAGGAUAUCAGACUUGAGUCUAUUGAAGACUUCAAGUCAAGCACCGAAUCCGUAAUCUCGUCUAUCAGGAUAUUCUCAAGGGACUCUUUGCCACCCUACCCAGUAACUGCUAAAGCAAUAGACAAGUUCUAUCUAUCUACCGGACAGCUCUUCUACAUUCUUGAAGAACAUGAAGCUCGUGAACUUCUUAAGAUCGCAUACACAGAACCUCAAAAGACAACUUUGCCGAUGUUUUGUCAAUUGUUUGCGAUCGCGGCUGUCGGAUCACUUUACGACGACCUAGUGCCGUUUGCCGUGAACCAAUCCUUUUUUCAGACAGCAAGAUUCUACUUGGACGACUGCUUGGAGGCAGAUGAUUUCCAAACUAUGAGAGUCUUGCUUCUACUCGCCAUUUACUGUAUCCUUGAAAAAAGGGUUGCCUGUUGGAAAUAUAUAGGUCAAGGUCUUCAAAGCGCGCAUUCGCGGGGGAUUCAUCUAAGCAGCGAGCCACCCGCAGGCGGAAUCUUCUCCAAGAUUGAAUGGGUUGGAUGGAGGAAGACAUGGAGAAGUUUAGUCUUUUUGGACAGCUGGCUUGCUGGUACUUUAGGGGUAUUGCCGAACGUUGACCCAGCAAUCUCUCAAAGCUGCUAUGAUGAAAAGGAAUAUCACGACACCAACAACUCCAUCACUUCUGGGCUACAGCUCAAUCUCAUCAAGCUUGGCAUUUUGCUUGGGAAAAUUCUAUGCAACGUGUUUAGGGAUUCUGGGGCAGAUCUCCAGAUCAUCUCGGAGCACAUGGUGCAAUUGGAGCACUGGCAUGAGAGACUACCCCAGUUCUUACAGCUGCAGGCACUUGUUUCGACAGAAAUCGAGCCCAUGAAAAAGGCUAUGGUUUACUUGAUGCAUUGCACAUAUCUGACGGCGAUAAUUCUCCUGACGCGACGGGUGAUGGUUCCGUUAGUAUCAGGGGAGGGUGUCAUCAACGAUUGGUUAGCUGCCGGCAAAAUCAAGGAAGCUAUUGCGUACGCCGAGAUUUGCGUUUAUGCGUCAAAACAAGUUGCAAAAAUUGUUGGGUUACUGCAUUCGGAGAGGUUAUUGGUCAGAAAAUGCUGGAUGGCCAUACACCCCGCUUUCAACGCAGGCCUGAUCCUGCUGUUUCACGUGUCCCAGCAAGCUCUGAAGGGUCAUUAUUCUGAACAGUUCUCGGAAGACGUUGCCGACGCGAGAAAAUGCAUUUCGGCGCUGGAGUACUCGGCACAGGACAAUGAGGUUUCCCGUUGCUACCUAAUCAUUCUCCGUCCCUUCCGAGAGCUAUUGAGCCGGAAUCCUGGAGAAGCCCGAGACAUGCUGCAGCCACCCGAACCACCACAGCCACCACCAACCAGCCCGCAAAGUCAUUGGGGCAGCAUGUCUUCGGUGCAGCUUGCGGACAUUGACGAGAUUUUUUCACCAGCGCCGAAGAUUUUUGUACAACACGCUGGUAUGGAACAGCAAGAUAAUAAGAGAAGGUAUUCCGAGAAAGACAUGAAGGAUCUAGAAGCGCUCCUCAAGAGAGUGGCAUGA
Morchella sextelata is the source of this 1767-nucleotide messenger RNA. RefSeq lists its product as uncharacterized. The transcript has 6 exons. Gene Ontology annotation, molecular function: DNA-binding transcription factor activity, RNA polymerase II-specific; RNA polymerase II cis-regulatory region sequence-specific DNA binding; zinc ion binding. Lineage: Eukaryota; Fungi; Ascomycota; Pezizomycetes; Pezizales; Morchellaceae. Gene Ontology annotation, biological process: DNA-templated transcription; positive regulation of transcription from RNA polymerase II promoter by galactose. Gene Ontology annotation, cellular component: nucleus. The record is from RefSeq and is a predicted model, not a curated record. Bases 1 to 1767 code for a protein of 588 amino acids.